Molecule: messenger RNA, 2697 nt
Organism: Epinephelus fuscoguttatus (brown-marbled grouper)
Lineage: Eukaryota; Metazoa; Chordata; Actinopteri; Perciformes; Serranidae
Gene: rem2
Product: RAS (RAD and GEM)-like GTP binding 2
Exons: 5
Coding region: 428-1357 (309 amino acids)
Cellular component (GO): plasma membrane
Molecular function (GO): calcium channel regulator activity; GTPase activity; GTP binding
Source: RefSeq, a predicted model, not a curated record
AUUAACCGGAGGUGGGGAGGGACGCGCAGUCGCUGCUGGCCGUUGGGACUCCAAAAGGACAGGAGGGGAUGUGUUGUUGUGCCGAUGGCUCUCUGUCUUCUUCCCAUAAGAACUCGCUUCUUCUUCCAAACGGAGACGCAGGUGUAGCCUCUUUGUCCCCCCCACCCCUCCAUUCUACUACUACCUACCCCAGCUUUCCAUGCGCCGCACCUCUCCUUUCAAGUCACCAGAGGAGGAUUUUACGCGCCGGAUGGGAAGAAUAAUAUUACGUUAAAUGAAAUGUGGCGCGUCUCUUUUGUGCGCCGUCUGUUACCGCCGCUGUGAAUGUGAUGCCGGGUCUGCACCCAGCACAGAUGACUUGAACUGGGCGGCAGAGGCGGUUGCAACUCCAGCGCUUGUUCCUUAAAGAGAAGACUUAUUGAUAACCAUGGCUGACCAGUACAGUAUGUUUCUCACCACGGCGCCCCCCCUCCGGCGUGGCAGCACACCCCUGCCUCUCAAACAUCAGCUGCGAAGGGAAGAGGCCGUGUCUGACGAAUGCGAUUGGAUCCCAGGCAUUGAGGAGCCUGCCACGUUGCCUAUCAGUGACACAGCGGUGCCUCGGGAUGAAUCCUUCAGCCAGUCAGCAGCUGCCCAGUCGGCUUACCACAGCCAUGGCGGGGCAUUGAGGAUAGUGCUACUGGGACAGAAUGGCGUUGGCAAGUCGUCGCUAGCCUUAUCCCUGGCUGGGCAGUCGGACAGAUCCCUCUCUAUAGACUCUGAGACACAAGCAUGUGGUGAGGGCUACGAGUGCUCAGUGACAGUGGACGACGAGGACAGCAAAGUCAUAAUUUUCGACAACUGGAAACAGGACCUCUCCACUCUACAGUGUGAUGUGUGUAUCCUGGUCUUCUCAGUGACUGACAGGCGAAGUUUCCACCGCACCGCCCAACUCCGCCUCCUCCUCAGGGAGUCCCAGCCACACACACCAAUCAUCCUAGUGGGCAACAAGAGCGACCUUGUCCGCUCCCGUGAAAUCAGCUCAGAGGAGGCCCAAUCCAGUGCCCUAAUGUUCGAUUGCCUCUACAUGGAGCUCUCAGCCUCCCUGGACCACGGUACCAAUGAGCUGUUGGAGGCGGCAGUUCGGACCGCGAGGGGUGACUGCGUGGGUCCUGGCUGGACUGAUGGCGACCCAGGGGCGGGCCGCAGGGAGAGCCUGACCAGCCGGGCCAAGCGUUUCCUGUCAGGGCUGGUACCACGCUCGUACGGGCGAGACCGGGACCGGGAUCGGGGGCGCUACAGAGAGAUGAGCCGCCACAGGGGCAGCAAGAUCCUCCGCCAGAAGUCUCGCUCCUGCCACGACCUCAGUGCACUGUGACACACACACAUACAUGCAUACACACAGGCAAAAGAGACACACUCCUGCACACGUACACACACGAACCAGAGUGAAGGAUACGGGGGAGGGGGAGGUGUAAAACAAGGAGGAGAAGGAGAAGAGAAUCAAAUGGAAGACACGAUGGAGAAGGGGAGCAAAUUUAUAGGGGUGGAAGUAGAAGCAAUGGCAGAGAAAUGUCAUGGAAGGAGACAAAGUGGUAGAAAAAGUUAGAUAGAUAAAACUGAAAUCAUCCUGGAUCUCAGCACUGAACAUUUAUCUUCUCCCUAUCAGUGAAACCAAUUUUCAGAGGGAAAGAGGCCAGGUAGGGGAGAAAAACAGAGAAACAGAUAAGAAGGCAAGCCUGAUUUGCUGCUCCAGCUCGAAUCAGCAAGCAGUCAUUACCUGAAGAGAGCAGGAGAGAAAAAAUUAGUGACAGUGGAGAGUGUCACAUUAAGAUGCUGAUUGGACAUUUAGAGUGGUAAAAUGAGCGGGAGGGGGUCACAGAUAAACACACACCCAAGUAGCACGCACUGAUUAUGUAGAGACUGAUAGCAAUCUAAUAUAUACCUAUUGUGAACCCUGUUUUAUAGCAUGCCGAGUAGACGAUCUAAGUCAAGACCCUGUAGGUUUUACAGUUACAUGAUACUGGAUUGACUGUACCUCAGUGGCCAAUAGCUAAUGCACAAUCCAGCUAGUGUCUCUAGCAAUGCCAUCUCAAAGGCAAGACCCUUUAUUUGUAUUUAAAAAAUGCUCCUUGCAUUUUUUUAAGCCACAAUCUUCACACCGCAUUCACCUUUUGUGUCCCGUACCGAUUUUGAAGUGUUUGAUGAUACCACCAGUGGCAUCUGUGAUUUUUAUACAAGGCGCUCAAGCCAUAUUUCCGCUGAAUGCAUCAUGAGCGAUCAGCACAAAGAACCCUUUACCGAAGGAUGUGGGGCGAAAGGAAAAAAAAAAAAAAAAAAAAAAGGUCAAAGUGGCUAUAAGCAGUAAGACGUAAGCAGGGAUGACCAGACUGAACUUUUCUUCAACAGACGCUGAGUCACAGAACACUGCGAUGUUCUUGAAGCACAGGAGGACAAACAAGAGAAAACCUAAUCUACCUGUGGCUGUUUGAUGUUUUUCAUUUUUUUUCUCUUUAUACCCACUGGCAUUAGUAUGUGUGUUGAGACUGAAUUCUGUGGGGGCUGGCCACACAGGUGACCCAUAACAGAACGUUCUGGAAACGUUGUUUGGAUAUCUCGUCAAGCGUGGCCUCGUCACCGACACACGCUCACUUGUUUGUCACAGUCUACUAAGCACUCCUGUCUUUCCACUGAGAAUAAAUUAAUUUUUGUUUGACA